UGUAUUCGACCCCUAGCCGAGGGUUUCCUUUCUUGUUGACCCUCCCACCGGCCAGGGCAGAAGGCGAAGGCGAAGGCGAGUCCCUCAUCGACGAUUCGCAUCCCAAUUCCCCCUCCAGGGCCUGUUCCGCUCGUCAUGGCUUCCGGAAACCAAGAGGGCAAGACUGGUUCAGAUGAGAACAAGACUUCCGCAGCUGAAGCAUCGUCUACCCAACAGCAAGCAGGACGCCGUAGGACGACUUCAACUCCAGCAACUGGGUUUCCGACAAAUCCUUUUGAUUUUUCUUCUAUGCAGAACCUGCUGAAUGACCCUACUAUAAAAGAAAUGGCUGAGCAGAUUGCGCAGGACCCUGUGUUCAGCCAAAUCGCUGAACAGCUUCAAAAGAGUGUCCAUAGUGCAGGGCAAGAAGAUGUACCUUCGUUGGAUCCUCAGCAGUAUAUGUCAACCAUUCAGCAAGUCAUGCAAAAUCCUCAAUUCACGAAAAUGGCUGAACACCUUGGAAAUGCAAUCAUGCAGGAUCCUGUUAUGUCUUCAGUGCUUGAGAAUUUGUCAAAUCCUGCUCAAAAAGAGCAAAUGGAGGAACGAAUGGCUCACAUGAAGGAAGAUCCAUCUCUGAAGGCAAUUCUUGAAGAGAUAGAAAGCGGAGGUCCAUCUACGAUGAUGAAGUACUGGAAUGAUCCCGAAGUUCUACAAAAGAUUGGUUCGGCUAUGGGAAUUGCACCUUCAGGUGAUGGUGCUACCUCUACCGAGCAGUUAGGACCUGAAGAAACAGAGGAUGAUGAGGAAGAAUCUGUUGUUCAUCAUACAGCUAGUAUUGGUGAUGUUGAGGGUUUGAAGAAGGCUUUAGAUUCUGGGGCAGAUAAGGAUGAAGAGGACUCUGAGGGAAGAAGACCUUUGCAUUUUGCAUGUGGCUAUGGUGAGGUGAAAUGUGCUCAGAUCCUUCUUGAAGCAGGAGCUGCAGUUGAUGCACUGGACAAGAAUAAGAACACUCCACUUCACUAUGCUGCUGGUUAUGGGCGCAAGGAGUGCGUGGGACUUCUUUUGGAGCAUGGUGCAGCUGUCACUCUGCAGAAUUUGGACAAGAAGACGCCAAUUGAUGUUGCCAAGUUGAACGAUCAACAUGAAGUUCUGAAGUUGCUUGAAAAGGAUGUCUUUCUUUAGACAUAUGAUUGCUUCUUUGGGUUCUGCACGAGAGAGUGAAAGUUGCUGUAGUAGGCAGGUGUGCUUGUCUUGGUAAAUUUGGCUGUUUCCAGUUUAUCGUGUUUCUUUCUUGGUUCCUAGUUCCAGGAUCUUCACUGGAUUUACGUGGCAUCGUCCCUGCGCACAAAAUUAUGAACCUAGGAUGGACCAUGCGUUGUUGAAUCACUCAGUUGACUUUAGUGUUCUACCAUUCGGGUAUCAUAUUGCAUUCAUUAGGAAAAAUGUGAAUGGUGAAUAUUGUUUACAUGAACUCGUUAUGUUGCUAUA
Musa acuminata AAA Group (dessert banana) is the source of this 1467-nucleotide messenger RNA. RefSeq names its product ankyrin repeat domain-containing protein 2A-like. Gene Ontology annotation, molecular function: protein binding; chloroplast targeting sequence receptor activity. The transcript is spliced from 8 exons. Gene Ontology annotation, cellular component: chloroplast outer membrane. Lineage: Eukaryota; Viridiplantae; Streptophyta; Magnoliopsida; Zingiberales; Musaceae. The record is from RefSeq and is a predicted model, not a curated record. Gene Ontology annotation, biological process: protein targeting to chloroplast. Bases 136 to 1161 code for a protein of 341 amino acids.